CAUGGCGGAAAGGAAAAAUUUAACAUUUCGAGUUUUCAACAUGAAUUUCCUCUUCUAAUGACGAAAUAGAAUAAAAUAUGGGAGCAGAAUCUAGUUUGCUGAAUGAUGUUAACAUAGGAGAAUCGAUACAUAGCAAUGAUAAGCGUGGUUGGGACUUGCAUAAAGCCAAAAAGGCAGAUGGAUCGCGGGUGUCCGCAUUUGUGUACCAACUACAGACCAAAUCUAGCAGUGGGGAAAGGUUGGAAAAUCUGGUCAAGCAUCUGAAGACUAUCCGCCAUCCGACAAUCAUGAAGUUUCUUGCAUAUGGCAAGAUAUCGGGUAACCAUGUAUUGGUGACGGAGCCGGUACAAUGCUUGGAUCAAGUGAUAGAAGGGUUGAGUCCUUGCGAGAUACUGGCAGGCAUGUACAACGUUAUCGAGGCAAUUACAUUUCUUCAUGAAGCUGCGAGCGUCUGCCACAACAACAUCUGUAUGUCCUCUAUCUUCGUGGGGGCAGAUGGUGCCUGGAAGCUUGGUGGCAUGGAGUGUGCAUGCAGCAUCGAAAACUUGUCUGAGAACUUCAUUGAAAGAUGCACAGCCAGUAGAGACAGUGAUUGCAUUCCACCGGAGGAUAAGCUCAAGUCUGGGGCCAAGAGUACUCCACCUCCUCCUCAUGCCCGGGAUUCGUUUGGGUUUGGUGCCCUUGCUGAACAACUCAUGGAGUAUUUGGUGGAGUUAGGACCUCUGACGCAAUCCUUUGACCAAAAGCUUCAGACUCUGAUGCACGAUGACCCAGCCAGCAGACCAAAGGUCAAAUCAUUACUACAGGAUAAACUCUUCAAGAACGACUUCAUGGAGAUAGCACGUUUCCUGCGGAAUAUUACGCUAAAGUCAGAAAGAGACAAGGAAAAAUUCUUCAAAAAUCUCGUGCCGCGACUAUUACAACUUCCGGCUGAUCUCAUCGCGACACGACUCGCCACACUUUUGUUGUCACGAUUUGUCCUAUUGGAUGAGUCAGCAGACAGAUAUCUCGUUCCUCAUUUGCUCACUUCAAGUAAAGUGCGAAACACAUCUUACCUUGAAGAUGAAUUUAACGCAAUCCUACCAGACAAACUCUUUCGCUUACAUAUCAUCCCCGAACUUUAUAAAAUCUUCCACGUACGAGAUGCUCACAUUCGCCUGGUGCUGUUGAGGAACUUUUCCAAUUAUGCUCAUAUGUUUGAUAAGGAGACGUUACGGUCUGUGAUCAUUCCACAGCUUCUAGUUGGCCUUAGGGAUUUUAACGAUGAGAUAGUGGAGUUGAGUCUGCGAUCUUUGGCGGACCUGGUGCCAGUUCUUGGUGGUGAUAUAAUUGUUGGGGGGAAGCGUGUCAAAUAUUUCUCGGAGGGCAAGCCAAAGUUUCAGCCAGGUUCUUCUAUGAAGUUAAACCACACAGACAGAAGGUGUAACAACACACCUAAUGGGCGACAUUCUAGUCUGCAUAAUCAUAUUGAUAAUCAUGUUGAGAAUGAAGAAAGGCCAGACCCCAAGCCUCCUCGCCCACGACCAGAAAGGAAAGGUCUACGAUUGAGUCAAACAGCUGCAAAACAGUCACAAGAACCUGUGGACCUGAACUUUGAAAAUGAAACUCCCGUAUCCCCAAGGCAUCAAGUUACAGCAGUAGGCCCGACCAGGAACGAAAACGAUUCAAUCAGUGCUGCAGACAAGUCACAGCAUGUCGGGGGAGAGGAGGACGGAUGGUCGGACUGGGAGGACCCAGCGGACGUCAUGGACAAGGCAGAAUGUGAUAUGGAGGAGACAGAUCUCAAAUAUACGGAGAGUGAGGAUUUGAAUGCCGAAGCUCGUCAAAUAUUCGACAAUGGUUAUGCCGAUGUUUAUGAGGAAUUGGAGACAACACAUGUUGUUGAAGUUAUACCUAGUCAUUCCAGUUUUCCACCAGGUGGCAGGGGGUUGAAACUUAAGUCUAAUCAGAAAGAAGUGAAUAGUAUUUUGCAAGCGGACCAGUUAGGUAAAACUGACAUGGAUGUUGUGAAGACUGUUUCAGGAACGACAAGCAAAGCAGGUUCUGCCAAAGGUUCCACACAUUCUAGUCCUCGGCAUAACCCGGAUUUAAAUCUGGGUGCGGAGUUUGACGUCAAAAUGAUCGAUGUCAAGAAAAAGGAAACUCAUGACGAGAUUGAUGAUUUAUUUGCCGAUAUGCAGCCGAAGAUUAAGACAGACUCGCUGGAUUUGUUGACGAUGUUGGCCAAGGCUGAAGAGACACAGCGGAAUAUGGAGGCGAGGCAAAUGGAACGGAUGCGGGAAGAGUCGAAGGUGUUGUUGGCGUACAACACAGGGGAUCAAGCGGAGGAAGAUGCUGGUGGUUGGGGCGACGACUUGGAUUGGUGUGAUCAAACAACGGAGGAUGCCCUCAAAUGAGGGACAAUUGCUAGACUGAUGGGGAUGUUCUUUGCUAAUGAGUCACUGUCUUAUCUAGUGGUUAUAAUCCAGGCUAAUAAGCUCAUGUUCCUUAUGGUCCUCCAUUCUUUUGGCUGACCUCUGUUUAAGCUGCACACAGCUUACGCAGCACCAGAGGGCAGGUUGUACACAGCUUACACAAAGCGGGGGAUGUGUCAGUUGUUACUGGGAUUGUAUUAGUACCUGGGAUGGCCUAUGUAGGCUUAUUUUCUUCACUUUGGGAAUUAAUCUUUGAAAUUAUCAUUUCAACCAUGCUUUGGGUGCUGUAUUUCCACUUACUCCACAAGCUUGGGUUGGUAUGCUGAAGUGUAGGGUAUGUAUGUUCAUGUAAUAAUUGCAAACUUCUGGAAGAGCAUGCAGGACCUGUUCAGAUAGGGGAAAACAGUUGAUUGUUUUAAAAAUCCUGUGCAGGGUUGUUGAAGCCAAGAUAACUCUUGUGCACAGUUUGUCAAUCUGCCAUUAUGAACUCCCAUGCUGUGGUGGUUGGCUAUCUUUUACAACCAAGUAGGUUAACCAGGUUAGAGUUUGUCACAACUUGGUGAAAUUCAUGUUGGAUGGUUUUUUCUCUCUAAAAUGUGAUAAUGACCUAAUGUCAGAUGUGCUGCUUCAAAAAGGCGGGUGUAUUACGAAGUCUUACUUAUUUAUAACAUAAAUGUGGAGCUGGUGCCUUGGAAGCCCAUUGCAAAAUGCGAAUUAGUUAAGUGUACGUCAUCUGAGUGAUCUGUCUUUGUCUAAGGAGGAAACUGGAAGUCUGUCGUGUCUGUAUCCUUUAUUUAUGCUUGUACAUGUUUUGGACUUGUGUUCACUAUAAAAUCAGCAUCUUUCUGUCUGAGUUUUCCACUUCUAGAGAUAGAGAUUGAAUGGCCAAGCUCAGUAAGACGCUUCUCGGAGUAGGAGGUGAACUCUGUUUAGGUAUGAACUCAGUCUUUUUGCACUUCCAGCAUUCUCCUUGGACUCCCUCAGUCCCUGUCAUGUAAAAUGUAAAUGAGACUCUUUUCAACUUGGUAGCUAAUCAUGUUAUAAGAUAAAUGUAUAUUUAUGAAAAUAAAAUAUAUUC
This is a messenger RNA of Lineus longissimus, 3492 nucleotides long. RefSeq names its product protein-associating with the carboxyl-terminal domain of ezrin-like. The transcript is spliced from 12 exons. The record is from RefSeq and is a predicted model, not a curated record. Gene Ontology annotation, biological process: protein phosphorylation. Lineage: Eukaryota; Metazoa; Nemertea; Pilidiophora; Heteronemertea; Lineidae. Gene Ontology annotation, molecular function: ATP binding; protein kinase activity. The coding region runs from base 78 to 2396 and encodes 772 amino acids.